GUCGUUGACUCUCGGAUGAUGCUGCCACGAAUUAAGAAAAAUAAAGACAACCAGAAAUGUCAAACACAAGCACGAGUUUUCAUAUAUAAAGUUAAGCUAUUUCAUAACCUUUCGGUGCCGUCCAGCGCUAAAAAUAGGGCAAACUGCUGCUCUAAUCUGUUGAAGAUGACAGGAAAAUCCCCACAAUGUUCAAAUUAGCUAAACCACUAGAAGCCAUCUGUUUGGCUUAUCAUCCGCAAUAGUUUCGCGCCACACCGAGGAUAACAGGAACCACAGUCACAUUAGCUAACCAGCUUACUUAACCCAAGUUACUUGGCUGGGUGUGUCAACUUUAAUGCGCAACAAACUAAUUCAUAAAGAGGUUCACUGUGAGAUUACUUCAAUGUGACUUGAGCUGCAGAUUUGUUGCAAGCAGAUAGAAGAAAAUGGAUAAAAUCACACACAAAGACACCAGUCCACAAAGAGAGGGAGAGCUAACUUCACCACUCUCUCCAAAACGGCCAAGGACGGAUUGUACGGUGACAAACAACCAGUGUGGGAAAAGAACCAUUGACUUUCCUGAGCUUUUGACAUUUCGGAAAAUGAUUGGCUCCCCAUCAUCAAAAAAUACCCUACAGAAGAAUGUGGUACGAGUAUGCACAGCAGAAAGUGAAGACAUUCAGAAUGAAAACCUUUAUGAGCAACCACAAGACACUAAAUUUAUUGUCACCCCUAUUACUGCACUCACAGAUGAUGUACACAUAGGAUUGUCUGAAGCCUGUUUUAUCACUGCUGAGAGACAACUCCUACAUCUGGGGAAAGAUGAGCAGCCUCCACUUACUGAAACUGACAAGCUCAGCUCAUGCCCGUCUGAUGGUGCAGGUGGGGCAUUAGCAGAGUCUCACACUUCAAACGACGCCAGCGCUGACACGUCCAGUCAUCCCGGUUGCAAACGGCUGGGGAAAUCACUUGAAGACGAGCCCCCUGGUGGUUGCUGUUUUCCUGUUGGAGAUGACGAAGAUGGGAGACAGGUGCAAAAUAAUGUCAAUCAAAUCCAAGCAUUCACCCUUAGUUUAAGUGAUGAAGAGGUCAAAUGGCCGUCUGAUUGCACUUAUGAAGAUGCUCUGCAUGACGCAGGUUUCUGUAAUAUAUGGAGCCAGAGAAGUAAUCAGAAGAAGAACAAGCCGGUAUUUAGUGAGAAUAUCCUUUUCAGCAAAGAAGAGGAAGAGGGUAACAGUCAUAUAUCUCCCGGUGAUUAUGCAGACUCAAAAUCAUUUUACUCUAACCCAGAAGAGUCUGGGAACUUGGCAGAAGGUGUAAAAAAUGAGGAAAAAGUAUCAGAACUGCAGAUUUGUGAGGAUGAAAAUGUUGCCAACUGUGAUGGGGAAACAAAAGGCAACAUUAAUGAGAAUGGCAUGAGCAAAAAUUCAAUCCCUACUGUUUCUGAAUGUGCUGAAGGAUCAACUGUUUCUUAUGAUGUGGUAUUAGCCAGAAAUAUUGCAGCUGUAGAUGUGAGUGUUGAAGUUGAUGACUUCUGUGAGGCAGAGGGAGAGAAUGCUGCUGGCAAUAUGAUAGCCAAAGCUUGGAGUGAGACAGCUGAUCACACAACAGAGACUCCAAUGCCUGCAAGAAUCAGUCAAGAGCCCGCUGAAGGAGAUAAUGAUCCAGGCCCUUUCGGUGUAAUUGACCCUGCAAUCUGGAGUGAAACUGACAGGGAGGGUGAAGAGAAACGCUGUAACUCUGAGAGUAGUGCAGGUGUAGAAUUAUCUCCAUCAGUAAAAGUCUGCGAGACGGAAACGCUUCUUCCACUGUGUUCUGACGUCAGGCCAUCACAUGUGGUUUCAUCUCCCGGCCAGACCAGGCAGUUUAAUCAGCAAAGCACAACACAGCAGCGCAAAGAUGAAAAAGAGGAUUUAUGUCAGUCGUGCACAGAACCACAGGCUUGUUCCAUCCCCAUCAACGAAACAUACAACAUGACUGGCAAUGAAAGCAGCUGUCAUUGGAAAUCUAGUCCCAGCAGCAGUCCACACGGGCCCACGAAGCCUCCUCCUACUGGGGACGAUAGACACGAAAGCCACAGUUCUGUGAGACAUGAGUUGAAAGAGCAGGAUCAGUCCAGCUGUUUUCCUGUCAGCCCUGACCACCUGAAGACACACAAGGUUGAAUAUUCACAGACUGAGACAACUAAGAUAAAAGAAAGAGAGGAUGUGACAAGUUUUGUGGAACAAAUAAAAGCUGAUGAACUUUGGAACUUGGAGAAAGCAAAGGAGUCAGAGGAAGAACUUCUGCAACAAAAUGAAAAAAACAAAGAAAACACAAACGAAAUAUCAACCGGUGAAUACAUCAGUGACUGGACAGAGGGAGAAACUAGUGAAUGCAACAACAGGUUAACUCUUAUCAAAGAUGAAGCAAAAACUGAAGAAAAGGAAGGAAAAGAAGUGACAAAUGUUGGAGAAGAAAUGAAAACUGAUGGGCACGAAAAUAUUGGUGUGGAGAAGAAUAUUUUGGUGAAAAUAGACAAUGAUCUGCAGCAACAAAAUGAACACAAAACAGACAUGACUGAAGUCUCACAUGUGGGAUCUGUCAGUGAAUGGACAGAGGACAGCGAAGUAAGCCAAGUUAGUCAACUUGAACAAGGAGAUAAACUCAGCCGUUUCCCUGAUUACCAAAAAAGAGCUAAGACAUUUAUGGAUGAAAAUAAAGAUGAACUUUUAGUCUUCACCAUUCCUCCAACAAGUGAUGCAGUUGUGCCAUGCCAGCAUGAUCUCAGCCAUUCACAAAAUGUUAACAAGAACCCCACAGCCCUUAACUGUAAUGACAGAUUUUCCCCAGUGCCAUCUGCCUUCACUUUCUAUGAUGGGGUGCCGGGGGGUUUUGACACUUUCGAAAAAAUCCAGCUCUCACCAGACGGUGAUGAUGAUGACGAUGCUGCUGGCCUGGGCAGCAAGCCUCUCCUCACCAGCUUGCCCGGGCAGCUGUUGAAAACAUCAGAGCGACAACUUUCCCACUCCAUGCCAGGGGCAGAGAGUGACAAGUACGAUGAGAUACCAGGAGAGGAGGAAGAGGAGAAAGAGGCGAAGGAGGAGGUGGAAAGAUUGGAGUGUCACAUUGAGAACAUGGUAAAUGAAAUUUUGAGCACUGAUUCCACUUGUAAUGAAAUGCCAAACUUUAUCUCAGAAGCAGAUAUUAUUGCUUUCGCAUGGCCAGAGCAACAGCCUCAGUGUAAAUCAGCCUGUGAUUCUGAUGAGCACAUUGAGGAUGAAUUCAACCCUCAGUUGGUGACCUCCACUGUUUCCACUGACAGUGACAGUCCAUCUGAUGUGAACGGCUGCCCUCAGUUUGAGAUGAAAAAGCAAUUCGACGUGGUCCUGAAAGAGCUGAACUUGUAUUUUGACAUUAGUAUAAAUGAGUUUUCAAGCGACAGUACAGCAUCGACACCAGAGCAGUGUAGUGAUACAGCUGAAGUGUUGGUGGGCGAUGCCUCAAACUGCGAAGAACAUAUCAGCAGCCCAGAGCUGGGACACCACAGAGACACACCCUCAGAUGGUGCUGAUGAAGACUGUCUGGAAAUGUGUGGCGGUAAUCCAGUGGUUUCUUGUAGCACUGGCAGAUGUGACAGUGAGCAAGAGGUGCCCGUUGGCAGCCAGAUGUGCCAGGAGACACCCGAGUCCACUGCAGAGAAACACAGAGAGCCUCAGGAGAUGGAGCAGAGGAGGAAAAUGUGGUCUCCAUCCUUCAUGUGUCCACCAUUCUUGGGAGAACUGAGCCUCAGACCACCAGAGCCGCACAGGAGACUCGAGCCUCUGAGAACAUGCACACGGCCGAUCCGGGUUGGACUUUCAAAGAGAGCCAAGACCAAACACCUACACCGCCCCCACCCUUACAAAUGAACAUUGGAAAUGCAAUCAAGGUUAUGUGUGCAUGAAUGUUAAUGAAGCUCUUAAAAGCCUCUUUUGUUGCCAUGUUCAGUGGCUUAGAUGUUGUUCUCUGAUUUACAGUGUAUUGUUCAUGGUUUUCAUGUACCUCUACUCUCAGUUUUUGUGAGUGGUUCUGGUUCCUGUACAGUUUAACUAGAAACUUUAUUUAGAGAAGGUUAACUACACAAAAUGUUCCACAUGUGCACAUUCACAUGCACCCUCCCAUACAAUCCCAGUUUGCUGCUGUUUUCUCCAGCUGUAAAAAUCUGCUGAUUUUAAAC
Molecule: messenger RNA, 4177 nt
Organism: Seriola aureovittata
Lineage: Eukaryota; Metazoa; Chordata; Actinopteri; Carangiformes; Carangidae
Exons: 6
Coding region: 426-3869 (1147 amino acids)
Source: RefSeq, a predicted model, not a curated record